AUGGCGGAUCUCAAAGUCGACCUCACAGCGCCGAAUGGCAAGAAGUUCACCCUUCCCACGGGGUUAUUCAUCAACAACAAGUUUGUGAAGGGAAGCUCUGGGGAGAAGGUCACCAGCAUCAACCCAACUAACGAGGAAGAGAUCUGCUCGGUCGAAGCGGCCACGGCGGAUGACAUUGACAAGGCCGUGGCAGCUGCCCGAGCUGCCCUGAAUCACGAAUCAUGGCGCGACAUCACCGGCACCGAGCGGGGCCGGUUGAUGUUCAAGCUGGCAGACCUGAUCGAGCAGGACAAGGAGACUCUCGCCACGAUUGAGACCUGGGACAACGGCAAGCCAUACGGCGACUCUCUGGGAGACUUGGACGAGGUCCUUGCUUGCAUUAGAUACUAUGCUGGGUAUGCCGACAAGAUCCACGGCGAGACCAUCCCAACCACGCCCCAGAAGUUGGUUUACACCCUCAAACAGCCCAUUGGUGUCUGCGCCCAGAUCAUUCCGUGGAAUUACCCGCUCGGUAUGGCAGCAUGGAAGCUGGGACCAGCGCUCGCCUGUGGCAAUACCGUGAUCUUGAAGCCUGCCGAGCAGACACCUCUGUCCAUCCUGUUGCUGGCAACUCUGCUACCAAAAGCUGGCUUUCCCCCUGGCGUCGUGAACAUCACCAAUGGCUUCGGCGCGGUAGCAGGGCAAGCACUCGCUAGCCACAUGGGCAUCGACAAGAUUGCCUUCACCGGCUCCACGGCCACCGGAAAGCACAUCAUGAAGACGGCGAGCAUCAACAUGAAGAACAUCACGCUUGAGACCGGUGGCAAGUCACCUCUGUUGGUCUUCGAGGAUGCCGACAUCGAACAAGCUGCCAAAUGGGCGCACAUCGGCAUCAUGAGCAACAUGGGCCAGAUCUGUACGGCCACGAGCCGUAUCCUGGUCCAAGACACGAUCUACGACAAGUUUGUGGACCAGUUCCGGGAGGUGAUCAAGACCACGAGCACGGUCGGCGACCCUUUCGCGGAGGGGACGUUCCAAGGGCCGCAGGUCACGAAGACGCAGUACGAGAGGAUUCUCAGCUUCGUCGAGUCCGGCAAGUCGGAGGGCGCUACGUUGGCGACUGGUGGGCAAUCCUGCCCAAUUGAAGGGAAGGGCUACUUCAUCCAGCCGACGGUGUUCACCAACGUCAAGGACAACAUGAAGAUCUACCGCGAGGAAGUGUUUGGGCCCUUCGUCGUCAUCGCCUCGUUCAAGACCGAAGAGGAAGCCAUCAGAAUGGCGAACGACACGACCUACGGUCUCGGAGCGGCGCUCUUCAGCCAGAGCCUCGAGCUCUCGCACCGCGUCGCGGCGCGCAUCGAGUCGGGCAUGGUCUGGAUCAACUCGUCGAACGACUCGGAUGUCCGGGUUCCCUUUGGCGGCGUGAAGCAGAGUGGGAUUGGGCGCGAAUUGGGCGAGGCUGGGCUGGCGGCGUACACGCAGGCCAAGGCAAUCCACGUCAAUGUGGGCUUGAAGCUGUGA
Molecule: messenger RNA, 1500 nt
Organism: Anthostomella pinea
Lineage: Eukaryota; Fungi; Ascomycota; Sordariomycetes; Xylariales; Xylariaceae
Source: the annotation of a GenBank genome assembly